Trichoderma asperellum CBS 433.97 is the source of this 1170-nucleotide messenger RNA. RefSeq lists its product as uncharacterized. The record is from RefSeq and is a predicted model, not a curated record. NCBI's taxonomy places the organism in Eukaryota, Fungi, Ascomycota, Sordariomycetes, Hypocreales, Hypocreaceae.
AUGCUUCUCCCUGGCAUAUCUGCCUCGACGAACACAAUUCUCGAAUCGAGGCCUCAUGGAUACUGCAAACAGCUGAAUAUUCCAUUGCCCAUCACUGCAGCAACUGCAGUCUAUGACAUACCAAAGGUAGACAAUGAUAUCGAAGCGGUGUCUUGGGCAAUCUUUGACGCCACUCGAACUACCAUACAUGGCCCCGGAAACAUCAUCAAGAACACUACAACUUCUGCAACCUUCAACAUUCAUGCGCAGUUAUGCAUUCCUAAUUCUGCUCAGCACUCUACGAAAAAUACCUUGCAGAUUGCUACUCACGGAGUGCACUACGAUUCCAGAUACUGGGACUCAAAGUACAAGCCGGAGAACCACUCCUAUGUGGAGGCAGCACUUAAAGCGGGAUACUCGAUCCUCACAUACGACCGCUUGGGAGUCGGCGAAUCUGAUCACCCGGAUGCAUACACCGUUGUCCAAGCUCCUCUGGAACUGGAGAUUCUUCGCCAAUUGACUUUGAUGGCCCGUAAUGGCACCCUGUAUGAAUUUGCGGGCCAUGCACAGCCCACCAAUUCUUUGUUCACGUCGUUGGCCACUCCACACAAAGUCGUACACAUUGGACACAGUUUUGGAUCUUUCCUCACCUCUGCAUUCAUUGCCAGAUACGGCCCUCUCAGUGACGGUGCUAUCAUCACGGGAUAUCUAGUGACUGAGAACCUCGGCAGUGCGGGUUCAACAUCGUUCAGCGUCGAAUAUGCUGCUACAGGAUCUCCCCCCUUUGACCGUCCAAGUGGCUACGUUGUAUGCCAGAGAGAUGGUAUCCAGAAUAUCUUCUUCGGAGGUAACCCCAAGACCGCGUUCACUCCAGAGUUGCUCGACUACGGCAUCAGCCUCAAGCAGCCCGUCCCCAUCGGAGAGUUCGCCUCUGCCUUCUCACUGAUUGGUAAUCCUGGCCCAUCUUUUAAGGCUCCUGUGCAGUUCUUGCUGCCGGAGUUUGACUUUUAUAUUUGCCGAGGAGAUUGCCGUGGUUUGGCCAAUGUGACCAUGUUGAAUCAGACGUACCCCAAUGCUGCCGCUAUUGAGGUCGCCCUCCAACCGAAUACUGGGCAUGCGCUGCCACUUCACAAUAACGCUACGGCAGGUUUCCAACUCAUGUUCGAUUUCUUUUCUAGACACGGACUAUAG